AUGAUUUUCAUAUUCCGUGAGGAUGCUGGUGCGAAUGCGAGGCAGAAAAUCCUGCAGGCCGCUCAUGCUUGUGCAACCGGCUGCAUCACGUGGCAAACGUACAGACAAGAAGACACAAAACAGCGAGCCAUGCGCUUAUUACUCCUCCGCUGCCUCCUGCUCCUGAUCUUAUCACACGCUCCCAGCCUCCCUCUGUUCUUCCCCUGCCCCUCAGGUUGCUGUUGCCCCCGGCCUGGCGUCCUGGUCCUCUGCGAGUCCCUGGGCCUCCGUGUCAUCCCUCGUUCCGUCCCUCUAACCACCUCGGCUUUGUCGGUGGCACGGAACCACCUGUGCAACGUGGACAACCAUCUGCGGCGCUUCUCCAGCCUGCAGGAGUUGAGCCUCGGGUACAACCGACUGGAGCGCUUCCCUCGGGGCCUCCCGUCCAGCCUGGAGGGCCUGCAGCUCCAGGAGAACCGCAUAGCCUACAUCACGGCCGGGGAUCUGAGGAACCUCGGGAACCUGACACGAUUAGACCUCGAGGAGAACCGCAUACGGGCCAUCCAGCCCGGCGCCCUGCGUGGCCUGGUACGCCUGAAGAUUCUGUCUCUGAGAGGGAAUCGACUGUCGAGUCUGCCGUCGCAUCUUCCGUCUUCGUUGACGCAAUUGGACAUGUCUGGGAACUGCAUCUCCACGCUGGAUCCGCCCUCGCUGGCCGCGCUGGUCGACCUCCAGGUCUUGAAGAUCAACAGCAACUGCUUGCGCUCGGUGCCCGAACACGCCUUUGACGACUUGCUCCGCCUACAGUCUGUAGAUCUGGCCGACAACCUCUGGGUCUGCGAGUGCAACAUGAUGUACCUGUAUCUGUGGCUGCUGACGCACAGGUCACAGACGGCGACAGAUCUGAUUUGCGCCGCACCGCUAGACCUGGCGCACAAGCUCCUCCUGACCCUGUCCGUCAUGGCUAUCUGUCCCCAAGUCCUCAAACCUGGCGACAGAUCAACCACGGAUUAUAUAGAGACGCAAGGGAACUCGUCGAAUCCUUCAUCUGACGUAUCCAAAAUAGCGAGACGUCCCUGCAGAACUUCCUUCCUCGCAUCAAGGUCUCGUUUAGGGUCGAGUCGAUCCUCUUUAGAGGGGUUGAGCUAUGAGCAGUGUCUGUUACUGAACUCAACUUACCUCGUCCCUCAGUCGACCCAGGUACCCUACAACGAGGAUAAUGGAUGCGUAGGCAACACAACCGAAAUCCUGAGCACUCUUUCGACCACUCCGGCGACUUUAUACCCCUUCAGUGGGGCAGGGCUCCAGUUUGGAGCCCCUCCUCAAACCCUGACCCAGUCUAGUGACCUGGCACUCGUGGUCUUACUCUCUGUGCUGUGUGUGCUGAUGCUACUGCUGCUCUUAAUGACACUUCUGGUUCUGAGGAUCCUUCUGUGGAGGAACCAGAGAGUCGCUCCACUCCAGACGAGCAGUCAGAGGAACACCGGUGCUUAA
This is a messenger RNA of Trichomycterus rosablanca, 1473 nucleotides long. Its product is annotated as leucine-rich repeat transmembrane protein FLRT3. The record is from RefSeq and is a predicted model, not a curated record. Bases 1 to 1473 code for a protein of 490 amino acids. NCBI's taxonomy places the organism in Eukaryota, Metazoa, Chordata, Actinopteri, Siluriformes, Trichomycteridae. Gene Ontology annotation, biological process: neuron projection regeneration. The transcript has 2 exons. Gene Ontology annotation, molecular function: protein binding.